Messenger RNA from Nycticebus coucang (slow loris), 2131 nucleotides. RefSeq names its product basigin (Ok blood group) (gene BSG). Gene Ontology annotation, molecular function: cell-cell adhesion mediator activity. The record is from RefSeq and is a predicted model, not a curated record. Lineage: Eukaryota; Metazoa; Chordata; Mammalia; Primates; Lorisidae. Gene Ontology annotation, cellular component: axon; plasma membrane; cell-cell junction. Gene Ontology annotation, biological process: dendrite self-avoidance; homophilic cell-cell adhesion; axon guidance. Bases 93 to 1247 code for a protein of 384 amino acids. The transcript has 8 exons.
UGCGCGCGCCGGCCCUCGCCCCUCGCCUGUUCUUAUAGCGGCCGCGGGCGGCGGCACUGGUUGGUUUGGUGGGGUCGGCGCAGACAGGUGACAUGGCGGCUGUGUUCGUGCUGCUCGGCUUUGCGCUGCUGGGCGUCGAAGGCGCCGCCGGGGCUGCCGGCUUUGUAAGGUCGCCCCUGUCCCAGGAGAGGUGGGCAGGGAGCAGUGUGGAGCUGCACUGUGAGGCUGUGGGCAGUCCCAUCCCUGAGAUCCAGUGGUGGUUUGAAGGGAAUGGUCCCAACGAUACCUGCUCCCAGCUGUGGGACGGCGCCUGGCUCGACCGCGUCCACAUCCACACCACCUAUCGCCAGCAUGCAGCCAGCACCAUCUCCAUUCACAAGCUCUCUGCAAAGGAUGCAGGCACCUAUGAGUGCCGGGCCAGCAACGACCCGGACCGCAACCACCUGACCCGGCCACCUAGGGUCAAGUGGGUCCGAGCCCAGGCGAUUGUGCUAGUCCUUGAACCCGGUGCAGUCUCCAUUUUCAUUGAUGAGAUGGGCCCCAAGACACGCCUCACCUGCGCCUUGAAUGAGAGCACAAUGGAGAUCACUGGCCACCGCUGGGUGAAGGCCGGCCAGGUUGUGAAGGAGGACUCAAACCCCGGCCUGAAGAUGGAGUACUACGUGGACCCCGAUGACCGCUCAGGAGAGUACUCAUGUGUCUUCCUCCCUGAGCCUGCAGGCAGGGCCAACAUUCCACUGAGAGGGCCCCCCCAUGUUAAAGCUGUGAAGAAGUCAGAGCAUGCCAAUGAGGGGGAGACAAUAACACUGGCCUGCAAGUCAGACUCCUUCCCCGCGGUCACUGACUGGGUCUGGCACAAGACAACUGAAUCUGGAGACCAGGUUAUCAUGAAUGGCUCCCAGAGCAGGUUCUUUGUGAGCUCCCUUGAGGCCAAGUCAGAGUUGCGCAUCAUCAACCUGGACAUGAACUCUGACCCUGGCAAGUAUGUGUGCAACGGCAGCAGCUCUGUAGGCUCUGACCACGCUGAGAUCACUCUGCGUGUUCGCAGCCGCCUUGCCGCCCUCUGGCCCUUCCUGGGCAUUGUGGCAGAGGUGCUGGUGCUGGUUACCAUCAUCUUCAUCUAUGAGAAACGCCGGAAGCCUGAGGAGAUUCUGGAUGAUGACGACGCGGGCUCUGCACCCCUGAAGAGCAGUGGGCAGCACGUGAACGAUAAGGACAAGAACAUCCGCCAGAGGAACUCCACCUGAGCGACGUUCAGGGCACUGCCCCUGUUGGCUGCCCCCAGAGGCCACAACCCUACAUUGACCUUCAAUCCCAUCUUCUGAGCACCCUUCCCCUGCCCCCAGGUCACAUCCUAUCUGCAGUUUUGCCUCUUUUGCUGGAAGUCCAUUCCUAGUGUUUGCAAAGUUCCAAAUUUUCUCACCUCUUAAAGAAAAUCCUGAAAGCAAGCCAAUUGUAAAUUCAAAUCAUAUACUAUUUUUUCUUUUCUUUUUUUUUUUUUAACUAAACUUGGGUUUUCUGCAUAUAGAAUUCUAUUCCUUAGGGUUUUGUUUUUUCUUUUUAAAUCUUUUAUGAGAGCCCCAGAGAGUUGCUGUGGUCUUCUAAGCCUUUUGGCCAUCCCUGUGGCUUUUAGCCACCAGGUCUGAGUCACAGUGUGGGUGGGGGCAUCCCUCUCCAUUGGCCCAAGUCAGUGCCAAGUCCCUGCUCUUUGUGGAAGGUCACAGGUCAUGUGAGGUGUCCCUGUCCUGCCUGUCUGAGGCUGAUGCUGUCUGGUUGUACCUUGCUCUUUUAUUUUCUGAAGGCCACAAGUCUAUAUUUGACUCAAGAGAGUCUCAGGGGUGGCUCUGACUUAUGGCUGCAGAGGACCUGCACUCAGGGUGACCCUAUCACAGCUCCCAAGUGACCCCCCAAGUCCCCUUCCAUGCCUGUGUGUCCAGUGUCAGAGCUGUCUUGGCAACUUAAGGGAGGUUUGCCAGGACCCCAGUGCUCCAACCAGGGCUCCAAAACUGCAGAAGCCUGUUCCCCAGCUCGGCUCACAGCAGGCAGCUCCCUCUCCACAGCAUCAGGGCUCAGUGAGACCCCCUUUCUUCUGCCUACCCAUCAACAAUAAAGACUGACCCAUUUUGUCCUC